AUGGAGUGGAGUCAAGAUAAAACUGUGCAACUUAUCGAAAUCUAUCGUUUACAUCCUGUGUUAUGGGAUUGUAAAUUAUCUGAGUAUAAACUUCGAGAAAAACGACACGACGCUUGGAACGAGAUCGCCAAUUCGUUAAAUGUAGAGAAGGAUGAAGUUGAAAGAAAGAUUAAAAACCUUACAAACCAUUUUUCUAGAGAGUCCAAGAGAGUUAGAGAAGAAAAAAUUGCAAAUACAAAAUCUGGAAGUGGGGAUUCGACAUAUGAAGGAAAAUGGUUUGCAUUUAAGAGCAUGGAAUUCCUGUGA
This is a messenger RNA of Macrosiphum euphorbiae (potato aphid), 306 nucleotides long. Lineage: Eukaryota; Metazoa; Arthropoda; Insecta; Hemiptera; Aphididae. The record is from the annotation of a GenBank genome assembly.